AGGCAGAGUGAGAGCUCUUUACCGUGUAAGCCAUCUCCGUGUUAGCUAAACAGCAUGACCUACCCGCUUGACACCAGUGUGUAAGAUGGUGAAAGGCAACGUUGUUUUUCGGCUAUUUAUCUAAAAGACAGAGACAUAAACAAGGUCGAGGAACUCUGUGAAGAUGCCGGCCGGUGUGUCUUGGCCUCGGUACCUGAGGAUGUUCAGUGCCAGUAUACUGGCCAUGUUUGCAGGAGCACAGGUCGUCCACCAGUACUACCUACCUGAUCUGAGUAUACCAGAGAUCCCACCAAAGCCAGGGGAGCUUCGGACAGAACUGCGGGGCUACAAAGUCAGAGAAGAAGCUGCCACUGCAUUUCAACAGUUAAAAGCAGAGCAAAAGGUGGACUGAUGUGGAAUCAUAAAUCCUCUGUGUGAUGGACACUCAAGCAGACUUUGUCCAGUUUUUGCCAGCAGCUAGAGACUGAAAUGUGCCUGGGAGAAGAGUCAUUUCUGGGACAUCUGCAAAUAGAUAUCUUCUGUGUUUGGUGUUUUCUUCUACUGGAACAAACAAGAGUGGAAACAAAUGCUAUACGAUUAGUGUUUUUCCACGUGGAAUGAGGAUUUUAUCUGGAGCCCGAUCAUUUUGUUUAUGCAAACAGUUGCCUCCAUCUGUUUUCAGUACAUCUCUUCGUCCUUUUUUGAAUGUGUUUGUAUUUGUUGACGGAGUAAUGUAAAAGAGAAAGAGAACGCUUUAUGAACACACAGCAUCUGUGCUAAGGUGAUUAAGUAGUUGGUAGUUUCAAUCAGGCAAACAAAAUGUAUUUUAAAUAAAACUAUUAAACUAACA
Molecule: messenger RNA, 829 nt
Organism: Lates calcarifer (barramundi perch)
Lineage: Eukaryota; Metazoa; Chordata; Actinopteri; Centropomidae
Product: protein brawnin
Exons: 3
Coding region: 164-391 (75 amino acids)
Biological process (GO): mitochondrial respiratory chain complex III assembly
Cellular component (GO): mitochondrion
Source: RefSeq, a predicted model, not a curated record